GCGGAUAUAAAAAGCGAGAGCAUUUUUUGAAACAACUAUUAGUCUGCGGUAUACAUUGGUUGUGCGACGACGUGAUCAUAAAAUGAGUCCUUUUGUGGUACCAGUAACUAUUUUGGCAAUAUUGUCAGUAGCGAAUGCGGACGUUAGCCAUUUACAAAAACAAAAUGGAUAUCAAUAUGCCAAUCUUGGUCUAACGAGCAAUUUAAAAUUGCAUACACCAGAAAACAACCCGGCUCCUACACAAUAUUUUGCCACAUACGGCGAUGAGAAUGCCGCUGCCAAAUUGCCAAACAGCUAUGUGCCUGUGCCGGCCGGAAAUCCCUUUGGUUCGGUAGCUCCGCUGCCACGAGCAUAUCUAACACCAACAUCAGAACUUAGACCACCAAUCCGUCAACCAACUCCAAGAUUAUCGGCUCCUUUACAAAGCCCAUUGCUAUCUGGACAACAAUAUGGACAGGGUCAAGUACAACCUCAAACAACCUACCAAUUCCCAAAAGGUCGUUCUUUGAACGGAGCCUUCUCUUUGCAAUUAACACAACAGCAGCAAUCAUCGGUACAAUUUACACCACAAUUGCAGCAACAACAACAGCCUCAAGCCGCUUUCAGUAAUAGUUUCGGACGAAGUCAAUCUCAAUCUCAACCGCAACAAAACCAAGAACCAAUUAUUACCAAACAUUUUUAUGUACAUGCUGCCCCCGAUGAUCCAGAAGAAGACGUUGCCCCAAGAAUCGUGCAAAUUGGUCGCCCUCGUAAAAACUAUAAAAUAAUCUUCAUCAAGACACCAACCUAUAGCGAAAAACAACAAAUCAUUCCGGUACUGCCACCAACCGAGGAGAAGACAAUUGUUUAUGUGCUCAGUAAGAAACCAACAUUCAAUCAAAAUGUUCAAAUACCCGAACCAGCGCCAACACAACCAUCGAAGCCAGAUGUCUUCUUUAUCAAAUACAAAACCAAAGAGGAGGCAGAACAAGCGCAACAAGAAAUUCAAGCGGCCUACGAUCAAGCAAAUUUGUUGGGCAGCAGCGACGGUAUCGGUCAAAUUGCGGCACAAUUUGCAUCUGGCGCGAGCUUCGGUGGCGAUCAAUCGGCGAUAUUUGGAGGUCAAGACGAAACACAACAAAAUGUGAACGGAGGUCAAUACACGUCUACGACUCACAAAAAACGGCACAUCGCAUAAGAUACACUUAAAAACAAUCACAUUCUCACAAACACAUACACACAAUCUAUCUAUCACACUCACACUGUCCAUCCAAUGGAUAUGUACGGUGUAUCACUCUUCGUUUGGAUUGACGCCAAUUUCCAUUUAAACGUUUUACAUUUUAUGUGAUUUUUUUGUUUGUUUGCUAUGAAAAAAAAAAUCUCUAUGUCUCUCGCUCUCACGCUCUUCUUCAGGAAUGUACUACUCAUUAUCAGAACAAAAUAAUUUUUAGAAAAAAAAAAAAUGCAAA
This is a messenger RNA of Contarinia nasturtii (swede midge), 1448 nucleotides long. RefSeq lists its product as uncharacterized. The record is from RefSeq and is a predicted model, not a curated record. Bases 83 to 1177 code for a protein of 364 amino acids. The transcript has 5 exons. Lineage: Eukaryota; Metazoa; Arthropoda; Insecta; Diptera; Cecidomyiidae.